CUUCUUUCCCUCCAGUGCGCUCUCCCUUCUUUCUCCUUGAGACUCCAAACUGAGAUCAACAGAUAGGAUGCUGGGCCUCAGCUUCUUGUCCACUCUCCCCCUCCUGCUUCUCCUCCACCCCCCUCCACUGUUUGCCCAGGAGGUGCUUGUACGUCUGGCGGGCGUCGGCCGGCGCAAUGCAAACGAGGGGCGCGUGGAGGUGCUCUACAAUGGCGCGUGGGGCACAGUGUGCGAUGACGAGGUGGAUCUAAACCUCGCCAACGUGAUGUGCCGACAGUUGGGCUUUCAACGCGGCUUGACCUGGGCGCACAGUGCCAAGUUUGGCGAGGGAGAAGGUUUGAUCUGGUUGGACAAUGUGCGCUGUGUGGGCACAGAGACCUCCAUCGCGGACUGCCGCUCCAAUGGUUGGGGAAUCAAUGACUGCACUCACGCUGAGGACCUGGGGGUCAUCUGCAGCCCACAGCGGAGACCAGACGCCCCCACUGUCUCCGCGCCGGAGACCCCUUCCUCCUCCAGGGGCCAGCCAAGCCAUCAACAACAGAGGAACCCACCACCGUCACCGCCGCAGCAGCCCCAGUCCGUGCCUCCGCCACGCCAAAGCCUCUCAUCUUCUGCAAGAGGCCACGAGAUCGCCCUCCAACGCAACCCAACAUCCCCCCGUCGCAGCUUCCUGUCGCCGCAGGAGAACGGCCACGAGAUCCGGAUCUCGCCACGGAAUCGAGGCGCUUCCAGAGCAAGGCCGCAGACGAGCCCAGCGCUGCCACAGGGGCACGAGCUCCCUUCACGUCUGGUCAACGGCGCGUCCUACAGGCAGAGACAGCGGGAGACGGCGAGGAACGGUCCGCAGGCCGUGAGACGAGAGGCGAGUGACAGGAAUCAGCAGUUCAGCGGGAACCACGUCGAACCAGCUGGUCAUCCAGCUGUCAGACUGGAAACCGAUGCCCACUACACACAGGGAUCUAACAGAGUUCACUUGGAGGAGGCUCGCCUCCGGCCUGUACUCUCCAGCAACCACGGCGGCCUCGUGACGGAAGGAGUGCUGGAAGUGAAGCAUGCUGGGAGGUGGCGUCACGUGUGUAACCGGGGUUGGGACCUGAGCAGCAGCCGUGUCGUCUGUGGCAUGUUAGGAUUCCCCGAUGCAGAAGUGUUUGACCAAAACGCCUACAGGAAACUGUGGGACUCCAAGAUGGCUGAUCCAUCCUCGAGGCUGAGGACGCAGAGCAGUAAGAAGGGCUACUGGGUGGAGAAGGUCCAAUGUCAGGGCGUGGAGGUCUCUCUGGCCCAGUGCCAGGUCCAGCUGUCCCUCCCCAGGAGCGACGUCCCAUGCCGCGACAGCAUGUACGUCGCGGUCCGCUGCGUCCCCGGAUCCCAGUUCACGCGAUUUGGCCGAGCACCUGCACCACCUGCCGUGGCGCCUGUUGUGCGUCUGAAGGCGGGGCCCCGGAUCGGGGAGGGCCGCGUUGAGGUGCUGAAGGAGGGGAAGUGGGGCACCGUGUGUGACCACCUCUGGGACCUGGCUGCAGCCAGCGUGGUCUGCAGAGAGCUGGGCUUCGGGACGGCCAAAGAGGCGCUCACCCAGGCUCAGCUGGGACAAGGUACCGGCCUCAUCCACAUGAACAGUGUGCAGUGUACCGGCAGGGAGAAGUCGAUUACAGCGUGCGUCUACCAAGAGGUGCCGCUUUACACCUGCAAGCACAACCAGGAUGUAGCGGUCCGCUGCAACGCGCCCGACACCGGCAUGCAGGCCACGGUGAGAAACGGCACAGCUGCGCAUAUGAACACCGACGGAGGCCUUUUGGCAGUAUUCACAGACUCACACGGAAAAAACACUCUGUUCUUCCAUAACCCUCAGGUGCGUCUGGCAGGAGGCAGAGAGCCAUCAGAGGGCCGCGUGGAGGUGCUGAUGGAGGUCGGCGGGAGGGCGAAACGUUGGGGCUCCAUCUGCAGUGAGAACUGGGGCAUCAACGAGGCCUCGGUGGUGUGUCGACAGCUGGGCUUGGGCUUCGCUUCAAGUGCUCAUCAGGAGACCGUGUACUGGCCGGGUUCUUCGGGUGCCGGCGAGGUGGUUCUGAGUGGAGGUCACUGCGUCGGCAACGAGAUGUCCAUCCAGCAUUGUCGCAGGAACACCAACGUCUACUGUCCCAGGGGAGGAGAUAACAGGGCCGCAGGAGUCACGUGUGUCGAAACUGCCCCUGACCUCGUCCUGGAUGCUCAGCUUGUCCAGGAGUCGGCUUACCUGGAGGACCGACCCCUCCACCUGCUGUCCUGCGCUAACGAGGAGAACUGCCUCUCCUCCUCUGCCGCCAGGAUGAACUGGCCCUACGGACACCGCCGCCUGCUGCGCUUCUCCUCCCGAAUCAUGAACAUGGGGCGUGCCGACUUCCGACCCCGAGCCACCAGAGAAAGCUGGACAUGGCACCAGUGUCACAGGCACUACCACAGCAUCGAGGUGUUCACCCACUACGACCUGCUGACGUUUAACGGGACCAAGGUGGCCGAAGGUCACAAGGCCAGCUUCUGUCUGGAGGACACCUACUGCCCCGAAGGUAUCCAUAAGCGCUUCGCCUGCUAUAACAUGGGACAGCAGGGUAUCCAAGUGAGCUGCUGGGACACCUACCGCCACGAUAUCGACUGCCAGUGGAUCGACAUCACGGACAUACGACCCGGCGAAUACAUCUUCCAGGUGCAGGUCAACCCGUCUUUAGACAUGGCCGAGUCUGACUUACAGAACAACGUGAUGCGCUGUCGGUGCAAGUACGACGGAGAGCGGGUGUACAUGUUUGGAUGCCACGCAGCUGACGCCUACAGCGCCGAGGUGGAGGACUUGUUUGACCACCGGCGUCAGAUCUCCAACAACUUCCUGUGAAUUAAGGACAGAACAACUGCACAACUCUUCACCACACCUCACGACGUGUCAGCGGGGGGAGAGGUUGAACGACGAUGACAUGCCAGUUAAAACAAGAAAUAUGAUGUCAGAGGAGGAGGAGGGGGAGGGGGGGGGGACUGGGAUGGUAUGAGAAAAGACUUCUUGCAAAACUGCCUAAUUAGGAUCCCGUGAAUGAUUUUUUCAUCAGCAGUGACCGUCGCUGUUAGAAUGUCGAAGAAAUUAAAGGAGGAAGAGGAAAAUUUUUUUUUAAGUAGACAAAGUACAGUCAUGUAUGUCCCCAUGAUAAAAACAAAGAGUAGUUAUUUAAAAAAAUGCAUCUUGGAAGUUUUUAACAAAUUUAAUUCCCUUAAUCAAAAACGUAACAAACGGGUUCAGAACGUAACGACACGAAGGCACGAGAGAAGCGCACGUCCUUCACUUUCACCGAACACCAUCAGGCGAUCAACCCAGGAAACAGACUGUCACACAACUCUGUACAUGCUUUACCGCGCCGUCACGGUUCACAUUACUAAAGCAGUAUUCGGUUACAACUGUGGGGGUUUUUUUGGUUUUGAAUGAGAAGAUUUUUAUUUCACGGUGCUAUUUUGCCUUAUUUGAAUAAAUAUUGUAAUGUAUUGAAAAUGUAUUGUCAUGUACAGUUUUAUAUUACCUCUCUGGAAUAUUGUUCUUUAGGUCUCUAAUUUAUGCAAACAUGUUAAUGUACUUUUGAGUUGAAACUUGUGUUUUGUAUUGUUGAUUUUAUUAUGACAAACAUUUUCACUUGUUUCCUUUUCCACCUGUUUAAACAUCGGUGACAUCCGACGAGGUGUGGUUCUACCACGGCAUUACGCCUUUAACAGUACUUGGUAAUGGUAUUAAAAUAAUAAAUGUCAGAUUGACAAACUCUA
This is a messenger RNA of Pseudoliparis swirei, 3774 nucleotides long. RefSeq names its product lysyl oxidase homolog 4-like. Gene Ontology annotation, cellular component: membrane. Lineage: Eukaryota; Metazoa; Chordata; Actinopteri; Perciformes; Liparidae. The coding region runs from base 68 to 2866 and encodes 932 amino acids. The transcript is spliced from 14 exons. Gene Ontology annotation, biological process: peptidyl-lysine oxidation. Gene Ontology annotation, molecular function: copper ion binding; protein-lysine 6-oxidase activity. The record is from RefSeq and is a predicted model, not a curated record.